CGUGCGGCAGGCCGGCGCACGCCGGCACAGGGGCGCGGCGCGGCCGCGUGCGGCAGUGGCCAGCGCCAUGUUGGCGGGCUCGCGUGCCCCUUUGCUCGCGUUAGCACUCUUAACCGCACUUUACACAGGAUGGUGUUCGGAGGACGAAGAGCGGUUGGUCCGCGAUCUUUUUCGCGGGUACAACAAACUCAUCCGACCUGUCCAGAACAUGACGCAAAAAGUAGACGUUCGAUUUGGCCUUGCCUUUGUUCAACUCAUUAAUGUUAACGAGAAAAAUCAAAUUAUGAAAUCAAAUGUAUGGCUGCGUUUAGUAUGGAUGGACUACCAAUUAAUGUGGGACGAAGCUGAUUAUGGGGGUAUCGGAGUACUUCGGUUGCCGCCUGAUAAAGUUUGGAAACCGGACAUAGUACUUUUCAACAACGCCGAUGGCAACUAUGAAGUUCGAUAUAAAUCCAACGUUUUAAUUUAUCCAAAUGGAGAAGUUCUUUGGGUUCCACCGGCUAUUUAUCAGAGUUCAUGUACAAUUGAUGUUACCUAUUUUCCAUUUGAUCAACAAACGUGCAUUAUGAAAUUCGGCUCUUGGACUUUCAAUGGCGAUCAAGUGUCCCUUGCACUAUACAACAAUAAAAAUUUCGUCGAUUUAUCCGAUUACUGGAAAUCUGGAACCUGGGAUAUAAUAGAAGUACCCGCUUAUUUGAACAUUUAUGAAGGCAAUCAUCCAACAGAAACCGAUAUUACCUUUUAUAUAAUCAUAAGAAGGAAAACUCUAUUUUAUACGGUUAAUUUAAUUUUGCCCACUGUGCUUAUAUCGUUCCUUUGCGUUCUUGUAUUUUACCUGCCUGCUGAAGCCGGAGAAAAGGUUACCUUGGGUAUCAGCAUUCUUCUAUCGUUGGUUGUGUUCCUAUUGCUAGUGUCAAAGAUUCUUCCCCCGACGUCUUUAGUGCUUCCACUUAUUGCCAAAUAUCUGUUGUUUACAUUUAUCAUGAAUACUGUGAGUAUUCUCGUCACUGUAAUUAUCAUCAACUGGAAUUUCCGAGGCCCAAGAACGCACAGAAUGCCUCUUUGGAUACGCAGCGUCUUUCUCAACUACUUACCGACCCUUUUAAUAAUGCGACGACCCCGAAAGACGCGUCUCAGAUGGAUGAUGGAAAUGCCUGGAAUGGGGGCACCACCGCACGCUGCUGCGCCUCAUGAUUUACCGAAACACAUAAGCGCCAUCGGAGCGAAGCAAAGUAAAAUGGAAGCAAUGGAGUUAUCAGAUUUACAUCACCCAAACUGCAAAAUAAGUAGAGCAGCUGGUGGAGGAGGAGAGGUUGGAGCCCUAGGGGGGCUAGGCGCUCUCGGUGGCCUUGGGCUUGGAGAAAGACGGGAGUCGGAAAGCUCUGAUUCAUUACUUUUAUCACCUGAAGCGGCUAAAGCAACUGAGGCUGUUGAAUUUAUCGCAGAACACCUACGAAACGAGGACCUUUACAUACAGACACGAGAAGAUUGGAAAUAUGUCGCAAUGGUGAUCGAUAGACUUCAGCUCUAUAUAUUUUUCUUAGUGACGACAGCCGGUACUGUUGGAAUAUUAAUGGACGCUCCACAUAUCUUUGAAUACGUAGAUCAAGACCGAAUCAUCGAAAUAUACAGAGGAAAAUAAAAACUUAUACUUCAAAACUAACGCUUGAUGAUAUGGCUAUAAACAAAUUUAACUAUAUCUAAUAAAAAUUUAGUAUUAUUAAAAUAAAUUAUUUAAGUCAUGAUAGGGAGACAUAACAAUAUUUUUUCUUAUCGCCUGCAACUAAUCAGUUGUCAAACAGUAAAAUCACUUAUAAUUAUACUUAUCAUAUUGUUCUUAUAGGUAAUACGAAUACCUAUGUUAUGUAAAAUUCACCUCAUAAAAAUGCUAGAGUAAAAAAAUAGUGGUAUGUGUAGAAAAGCAAGAAAAUUAAAUUUGUUUAAUUAUGUAUUUUACUUUAUUUAUAAUUGUUCAAUAUUUAUUAAACAAAAAAAACUAUUCCUUAGUAAAUUUUAUGCUCAAUUAAUCAAAUUUAUCAACUUUUCUCUUAAAAUAAAUUUCGCGUCGUAAAAGGCUCAAAUAUAUUGUUACUUGUAUGUAUAACAUUAAAGUGUGUUUUUAGAUACCAAAUUUUGAAUAAUGUAUUGAAUACCCUUAGCGCUUUAGCUGUGUAUCUAUUUAUUACUAACAUAAGUAGGCUAAAUGUAACUGAUAGAAUUAUGAAAUGGCUGUGUUCGUUUUAUUAAAAGUAUCCACCAUGACAACUUUAUGUAAUUUUAUACUUUGUCAAAUUGGAUAUGAAGUAGAUUUUCAAGUGUUAAUUUAGGUACUUAAGGCGUCAGUGGUGACAAUUCUGGUGAACUAUCUAGUUAACAAAGCAAAACAUAAAAACCUUAUUAUAAAUAUUUUCUUAUGUUGCUUCAUAUUAAUGUUCGCUUUAUGAUGCUCUGUGACUAAAGAGGUCCGUUAAAUGCUCUUCUCUUCAUUUCAGCAAUAGUAAAAUUUAGGAAAUUAGAUUUUAUACAAUUUUUAUUCAUUGCAGUAUUACUAAGUACCUACACUUGAAUUGCCAUCGCCGGCAUUAAAAAUUAAAACUUAAAUAGAAUAAAGGUACCUAUUGAAAAUUAUUGUUUCUUUUUAUGUAGCUCUAUCUACCUGUUAUAGUAUAAAUCUAUUUAAUGCAUGAUCUAUUGUUACGAGGA
Messenger RNA from Zerene cesonia (dogface butterfly), 2703 nucleotides. It is a transcript of the gene nAChRbeta1, whose product is annotated as acetylcholine receptor subunit beta-like 1. Gene Ontology annotation, biological process: signal transduction; monoatomic ion transmembrane transport; regulation of membrane potential. Bases 68 to 1642 code for a protein of 524 amino acids. Gene Ontology annotation, molecular function: transmembrane signaling receptor activity; acetylcholine-gated monoatomic cation-selective channel activity. The transcript has 9 exons. Lineage: Eukaryota; Metazoa; Arthropoda; Insecta; Lepidoptera; Pieridae. The record is from RefSeq and is a predicted model, not a curated record. Gene Ontology annotation, cellular component: postsynaptic membrane; synapse; neuron projection.